Messenger RNA from Fusarium sp. VM40, 927 nucleotides. Lineage: Eukaryota; Fungi; Ascomycota; Sordariomycetes; Hypocreales; Nectriaceae. The record is from the annotation of a GenBank genome assembly.
AUGGCUCCUAGCGCAGUUGUUGAUGACUUCACCAGCCACGAUGGCCAGGCCCUCGAGGAGCUCUCCGACAAGAUUGACGACGUCAACGUGAUCAAGUACGACGAGUCAUCCAAGUUCGACAAGCAGAAGGACAGGAACACCUUCCGCCAAUACGCUGAUGCCACCGACCGCGUCAAGAACUUCUACCGCGAGCAGCACCACAAGCAAACAGUCGCCUACAACCUGGCUGCUCGAAACCGCUUCUACAAUGCCACUCGCCCCCGAGCUGAGAUGACCAUCUGGGAAGCCAUGGAGAAGCUCAACACUCUUGUUGACGAGUCCGACCCAGAUACUUCUCUCUCCCAGAUCCAGCAUCUUCUCCAGUCUGCUGAGGCUAUCCGCCGCGAUGGCAAGCCUCGAUGGAUGCAGCUUACCGGCCUCAUCCACGAUCUCGGAAAGCUGAUGCUCUUCUUCCCCGAGCUUGAGACUCAAGGCCAGUGGGAUGUUGUUGGCGACACAUUCCCCGUUGGCUGUGCUUUCUCCGACAAGAUCAUUUACCCCGAGACCUUCGCUGAGGGCAACCCUGAUGCCACCAACCCCGACUUCAACACAAAGUUCGGUAUCUACUCCGCCAACUGCGGUCUCGACAACAUCAUGCUCUCAUGGGGCCAUGACGAGUACCUCUACCACGUCGUCAAGGACCAGUCCACCCUCCCCGACGGGGCCCUUGCCAUGAUCCGAUACCACUCUUUCUACCCCUGGCACCGUGAGGGUGCUUACCAGCACCUCAUGUGCGACAAGGACUGGGAGAUGCUCAAGGCCGUCAACGCCUUCAACCCCUACGACUUGUACUCCAAGAGCGACGGUGUUCCCGAUGCUGAGAAGCUCAAGCCUUACUACAUGGAACUCAUCAGCGAGUACUUCCCCAACCCUGUCAUCAAGUGGUAG